AAAGCAUUAAACGUUCCUUUUAACUUAAAGAUUUGAAGUUAUCAUUAAAAACCUAUUUAUUAAAUAUAUGCCCUUGCCACGGCUUAUUUGCCAACUCUUUCCCUAGUUCCUUCGAUUAUCAACGUAUACGUUAUUUUUGUGGCAAUCGGAGGGCCAAAGAACACCAAAGUAUCACUCACAUUUCACCUUCCAUCAUGGGUAAUGUAAGUUCUUCCCUGGACGAACAUCCAACCUUAUACGUGAGGAAUUCAAACCGAUUUCACGUUACAGAAAUCGUAGUAUCAAAUUCCGCCCAUGACCCAUACAUAACAUUUCCUAUCACACAAAAUGGUAUUACCGCCGUCCCAAACACCUUAGAUCUCUUAGAAUUCAUUCAAGACCCUAACGUUCAAACAAUAAAUACAAAUAAAUUUUUACUUAAACUGACAAAAGAUAAAAAGCUAAAGUUAAAAUUUAAAUUUAAUAUUGGAGAGACCGAUGGAAAUAAAGCUGAUGUUAGAGGCCUCACAUUUAUUAAUGUUGCCAGCGAAAAAGAAUUAGCAAGGAUAUUAACAGUCGAGUUCAACGAUGAUCCUAAUCUUCACAAACAUCCCAAUGUCACACUCAUAGGAAAUUAUGAAUCAGACGGAAUGGUAAAGUUAGAGAAAGAGUGGACAUGGGAGUGGUUACCACCACAUAAUACGGAUGAGAUUCAUCGUGGUUGGAGAAACCAUUGUUGCUUUGCCGAAUAUGAUGCAAAUGACAAUAAUUUUACUUUAUUGGCAUCUUUUACAUUUUGGGUCGCAGAUAUACCGAGAAUGCUUAAUCAUCGAGCUUCAAAGAGUUCAGAAUCAGUUGACGGUAUACCAUUUUUUUCAGGAACGUCAUCCCUAUUGCCAUCGUCUCAAUCUACACCAUGGUCUUUUCGUAGCGUCCGACCUUCAAGCCCUGAUAAUGUAUAUCUUCCAGUACCGGGUAUGUCUUCAUACACGUCAGGAACGGCAUCAUCCGUUUCUAGUGGAGGUCGUCGUUCUUCAGAUGACUUAAUGUAUCAACAUGAACCUGAAGAUGGACCAUUGUUUCGUGCAACUUUGACUGCAUAUGAAAAGAAAACAGGUUCAUUAAAACACCAUAUUAAGCGUGUUUUAAAAGCAGCAUCUGGUUCUCAAGAAAUGCUUUUGGAAUGUCAUAAAACUGAAGAUAUUUUUUUAUCUACCUUAAAGGCUGCGGCUGCCGCUCAUCCCCAAGCAUUUCAACCUGUGUUAGAUAGUUAUCUUGAAGAAGCAUCAAAAAAGAUUGCAACUUCCAAAUUAAACCUUGCGAAUCAAAUGUCUGUACUUUUAAUUGAGCCCCUUCGUAAGCUAUACGAGAAUGACAUCAAAGUUGCAGAUAGUAAAAAGAAAGAAUUUGAGGAUGAAUCCCGUGAUUAUUAUCAGUUUCUUUCCAAGUAUUUGUCUUUAAAAGUUGACUCUGCAAAAGAAAAAAAGAAAUUAGAAUCAGAUACUAAAUAUCAAAGCAAGCGUAAAACUUUUGAAUUGAAAAGGUUUGAUUAUUAUGCAUUUAUGCAGGACUUACAUGGAGGACGAAAAGAUCAAGAAAUUCUUUAUCAUUUAACGAACUUUGCUGAAAAACAGUUUGCAUUCUAUCAACAAACCGCUCUUAAUAUUCAAAGCUUAAAACCAGGAUUGGAUAAAUUAGCUGUAGAUGUUGACGAAGCGACAAAAGAGAUUCAUUUAAUGAGAAAAGAAAGAGAAGAAAGGCGUAGGACACUCGAAACUCGCACUACAACGGUAAAUCCAUUUACAAGUGAAAAUUUUGGUGACAUAGAUUCAAAUAUUGGUAAUAGUAGCAAUACGAGUGAUAAUACGAGCGAUAAUGCAGAGAAUACAGCUGCUAGUCCAGUUGGUUCUCCAAAUAUACCGCAAAAUAAGUUCAAAGGAAUUCGUGACUUAGAGCAGCAUGAUUCAGAAUCUGCAUCAAAUGCAGGUAGAAAGAAGGAGGGAUUUUUGUUUGCUACAUCACGAGUAACACAUCACGGGACCGUUGACCCAAUCUCGAAGACAAGUUGGCAUAAAUACUGGUGUGUUUUGGCAGGUGGACAACUUUGUGAAUAUAGUAAUUGGAAAAAACAAUUUGCAACGCAUAAUGAACCAAUAAAUUUACGUUUCGCUACGGUGAGAGAAGCUAGAGGAACCGAAAGGCGGUUUUGUUUUGAGGUAGUUACACCCCAAUAUAGACGUAUAUAUCAGGCAACUUCAGCUGAAGAUAUGUCUUCUUGGAUGACGGUUAUCUCUAAUGCAAUUGAAAGUCUUCUUAAUGGAACAAGUAGUUGUCGUAAUUUGGAUCAAGUCAUGACACAAGAUUCAAAUGGAACCGGAGCUGGCAAGUUAUUUACAAAGAAACCGAUACAGAGAAGAGGAACAUUACCUAGUUUGUCAGAUAGAAGAAAAGUUGAUAUGAAAAAGGGUCAAAUAUCAUCUGUAUCUGAAGAAGCAUCUAAAAACAAUAAAUUAGAGGUUAAUGAAAAUGAAAAACCCGUUAAAAUUCUUGAAAGUGUUAAAGGUGCAGAUGUAUCUAAUUUAAGUUGUGCAGACUGUGGAGCUCGCAAGACAGAAUGGUGUUCUAUUAAUUUAGGAAUUAUAUUAUGUAUAGAGUGCUCAGGAAUUCAUCGUAGCUUGGGAACACAUAUAUCUAAAAUAAGGUCACUUACCUUAGAUACGAAUUCAUAUACGCCUGAUCUUAUUAAUUUAAUUAAAUCUAUUGGUAAUGCUCGAUCUAAUGCAAUUUGGGAAGCAACACUUGAGCAGCGGCAAACGGGUCAACAAAAUGGUACACUGGCAAUUCCGCCUCCAAAAAUUGAAGAACCUCCCCCCGUACCACCAAAAAAUGAUGAUGCAACCACACCUGUAACAGAUUCUGAUUGGGAAGAUCUUAUUAACAUGAUUUCACCGUCAAAUCGCGGUUCGUCAUUGUCACCAUCACCAUCACCAUCACCUACUCCUUCGUUGACAUCUAUGCCCGCGCCACCAGUUAAAAAGUAUAAAGGGAUGACAAAGCCAAAUAGUUCCGACCCUCGUGAUACCAAACAAAAAUUUAUUACUGCCAAAUACGUUGAUAGGGCCUUUGUUGACUUUUCACUUGUUGAUGACGAUAAAAGUGCUACAGAUAUUCUUUUUGAUGCAGUGAAAUCUAAUGAUUUGCCUUUGGCGAUGCAAGCUAUCGCGUUGAAGGCAGAUGUGAAUGCAGCUCGCAGAUUUGAAGUAGCUGAUGAUCAUGGAUUGAAAACCCCAUUAUUAUUAGCAUUACUCCACAUUGAUCCUGCAAAGGUGACCAACGAUGAAGGAAAGUUAUUAUUUCCAAUGGCAGAAUUAUUAUUACAAAAUGGAGCAUAUGUAGAAAAUGUUUUAUUUGAUAAUUUAGAAGAUAUGCUUGGUGUAACAACAACAACGCCUACAAUUCGAAAUUCACCAAAAAGUGUUGGGGCUUGGGCAGCUGAAGUUGUUAGUGAUAUGAAAAAAUCGGGGAAAACUGUGUUUGAUGUAGUUCAAGCUAGCGGAAAUAAUGCAGCUAUAAGAUAUCUUACACCGAAAGUCCUUGCAAGAGGAACUCCACCCAAUGUUGGAGCCUCGUCUUCUGUAACUACAACAAGUACAGGUGGUUUAGUUGGCGGUGCUGUUGUAGUAAAGAAACAUUCAUCCAACUUAGGUCGAUCUUUAUCAAUAACAGUUAAAAAUGUUAUCUCAUGACUGGAUCAUGAUAAACCAUAUUAUAAAUAAUUCUUUUUUUUGGAUUGUAAAUCUUUUUCUUUAUAAUUUAUUUAAAUUAAUUUUUAUAUAUAUUUUUUUAUGAACUAUCACUUAUAUAAGCAUUUGUAUUAAAAAAAAAAAAUUUUUU
Molecule: messenger RNA, 3873 nt
Organism: Rhizophagus irregularis DAOM 181602=DAOM 197198
Lineage: Eukaryota; Fungi; Glomeromycota; Glomeromycetes; Glomerales; Glomeraceae
Cellular component (GO): cytoplasm
Molecular function (GO): protein binding; GTPase activator activity
Source: RefSeq, a predicted model, not a curated record